This is a messenger RNA of Branchiostoma belcheri (Belcher's lancelet), 2192 nucleotides long. Its product is annotated as mitogen-activated protein kinase kinase kinase 5-like. The transcript is spliced from 6 exons. The record is from RefSeq and is a predicted model, not a curated record. Lineage: Eukaryota; Metazoa; Chordata; Leptocardii; Amphioxiformes; Branchiostomatidae. Gene Ontology annotation, molecular function: protein binding; protein kinase activity. Bases 1 to 693 code for a protein of 230 amino acids.
AUGUACUAUGCUAACCGAGCCCCGCCACCACCACCACCAUCAUCAUCAUCAGCGGCUGUGGCGGCACCCGUCCAUCCCCACCCCCAUCCCCAUCCACACCCCCCUCCCCCUCAGCAGCACCAGCCUGACGGGGCCAUGGCACCGUCGUCAGAAGAGGAGGGUGGGAACACGUCAGGAGUGUCCACCCUGAGCUCCACACGCUCACACGACCACCACGUCAUGUUCGCUAACCAGGCAUCACAGCUGGCCUUACAGGAACAGGUCAGCAGGCUACAGUUGGAAAACAGGAGACUGCUGGAGGAACUGAUGCAGAGUGAGAGACAGUACAACGAGUUGUUACACAUGCAGGUGGUGGACAGGCAACAGAUGGUCAGGCAUCUACAGUCAGAAGGAGAGCGGUCACGGCACUCCUCAGCUGGAAGUGCCAGCAUUAGUGUGACCAGUGUAGGCAGAGUGGUCAAGAGAGAUGUAGAACUGGACAGAUGGUUGACUGACCUGGGGCUGGACACUGCGGUGGCAGACAGGUUUUUUGAUGAAGAGUACAGCCUGCAUGAUGUGUUGGAGCUGAUGACUAGAGAUGACCUCAGGCAGUUGAACCUCAGGGGAGGGAUACAGUUACGCAUCUGGGACGCAGUCCUCAAGCACAGGACAGGAAGAACCAGCCCAGAGGAGAAGCCUGAGGAGCCAGACUAACAUCAAUCAUUAGUUUUAAUAAAAGGUACUUAGAUUUAUGUAUCGGAUGCAUGUACGUUUCAACAAAAUGUAAUUAUGUAUUUUUACCUUGAGUACAGUCAUAAUCACUGUGGUUAAAGCUUUAACUUAAGCUGUUAUCUGAAUUUGAUGUAGAUAUAUAAAUUUUAUUUGAAACUUAAAGGCAUCCAAUUAGACAUUUACAGGGCAGCAAAAUUGGAUGUUCAAAGUCAAUUUCUAUUCAGAAGUAAGUUGAAUCAACAUUAUUCCAUAGCACAUCUGUGAGGAAAAAAUGUAAAAACAGUUGCUUGUUUUGUACCAUAGGCUCAGGUUCUAGCCAAAAAUGUGCUAACAAAUGGCAAUAAAUAUCAAUAUGAGACAGAUUUCCUCAUCUAGGAUGUAUUUUGUUUUGCCCCAUAAAAUUGCAUUGGAUACCUUUAAGAUCGUAUCUAUCAAGAACGGUGAAUUUACUAUUUUGUGUUCUGUUAGGAUUGAUAAUAUAAGGAUGUUAUAAAUAAAUGUACAUACUGUGAACUGUUGGUUGUGUAUAUAGUGUUAUAGGUAAGAUCUAGAUCGGUUUAGUGAAAGGCAUACUGUAAAUCACUUUCAUGAUCUGAGAAAAAUGGACAUAUUCACGGAACUACAUUGUAUAUGUCCGCAGUGGUGGUAGCUGCAGAAAAAAGAAAGCAAAUUAUUUGUAAUAAUAAGUUUGCGCUACAGAUGGAAGUAAAAUUCAAUAUAGUACCGCCAAAAAAAUAAUGAUCUACAGUAUUGAAUUUUUCUAUGUGAGAUGGGAUCUCAUUGUUUAACCCCUUUCAAGCUACAUGUAUGUGAAUAGAUUGUUGAUAAUUUAAAAGAAAACUAUUCUAACUUGUAAUGUUCUAAAGAGCAACCACUCAAUUAUCUGAAGUACAUGUAGGAUUAUGCUAUGUAUAAAUUUCAAAUUCAAUUUGGUUCACUUUGGUUUGUAGCCCCAAGUCAGAAUAGUACUUACAUGUAACGUUAUCUAGGUCUAGUGAUAUGAACUGAAAUAUUUGAAAAUCUACUGACCACCAUUUUAGUUACCAUGGUUAUGAUAUAACUUCAAGAUAUCAUUUAAUGAUGUUUUGGAAGGUGAUGUCAUCACCUGUGAGAAAAGAAAGCUCUUUUAUCAAUUUGAAUAAGUUUUAAUCAUGAGUGAACAUCACUAUGAACCUGUAUUGUACAUUUCCCACUAGAGUGACUUUCUCUAGAUUAACAUUGGUCCUGAAGUUUAAGCAGACACAAAAUAUCAAAGGUGAUAGCCUCCUGUGCAGGCUUCCAAGUGUGGUAGACAUUUUAACACUGAGUUUUGUAGAAUUGUUGAAGCGUUCUUUUGCCGACCAUUGUAGAACCAAAUGGCCAUCAUAGGACAAACCUGAUGGUUACUAACGUUGUACGAUGGCCAGACAAACGUGUUAACGUUAGGCCACACGGAUCUAAUUUGUUUCUCUGAUUUUUUUCAUAAAAAAGUAUGAAGUGAC